AUGACGGCGACUCAGCGGGCUGAGUUGGUGACGGUGACUGAUACUGGCCAAGCUUUGGUGGAGGUGCCGAAUUCGGCAGAGCUGUCUCCGGGGAAACCCAUAAUCCCUCCAUUUAAUCCAUACGCAAACUCCCUCAAUUUUCUGUUAGGGGCCUAUGCCAUGCCUGAUCUCGCACAACCAUCGUAUGUUAGCUCCAUUCCAAGCCUCACCACAAAUUCUUCUUCAUUAUCUUUGGCUUCAAAGCUUUUGCCAAUCAAGGCUGGACAGAGUGCAGUGAUACGUACAUUGUUGUACCCGAAUGCGACUCAAAUGGUGCCUCCAUAUAAUAUCACGGUGCGUGAAUUCACCAAGGCCAGUUCCCACCUCACUAACAACCUUGGCAAGUGUGGCAUCAAAAGCGAAGUCGUCUUACUAGCUAACACAACCCUAGGGGCAGAGAACCGGAUGACCAGUAACGUGUUGUCCGCCGAUGCCAAUUCCCUGUCUUACGCAAGAACAGAGCCUGAGAUCUUGAGGAUUGUGUAUGGAACCGGCAAUGAGAACCUGCCCGGCGGAUUUUUUCCCAAAGGUGCCAACGGCAAAAUUGCAAGGAGCCUCCUUUUGUAA
This is a messenger RNA of Rosa rugosa (rugosa rose), 606 nucleotides long. RefSeq names its product ferritin-like catalase Nec2. The record is from RefSeq and is a predicted model, not a curated record. The coding region runs from base 1 to 606 and encodes 201 amino acids. The transcript has 3 exons. Lineage: Eukaryota; Viridiplantae; Streptophyta; Magnoliopsida; Rosales; Rosaceae.